CUGGAAACGAUUUAACUAAUUAAUCUCCCAGGUAAAAAACCCUCAACAAGUAGCCUAAUUAUAUACCUAUAUGAAUUUCAAUUCAAUGAUCUAUUGAUUCAGAAUUUCACAUCGGAAUCUGACCCACAUCCACCUCCCCUUUUCUUGUCAGUCAUCCAACUCAUCAUCUUCCCUUCAACAUUCUUUUCUUCUGUUCUCCCACCUAUUUAUACCCAUUUUUCUCUCUUUGAAUCUCCCUAAGCCUCUCCCUCUUUUUCCCUCUUUCCAAUCAAUCAUGGACAGCACCAGUAGAAUUACAGAUCUCGAAAGUGCUGUAAAUGAAUGUUCUUACACUACUUUACCAGAUCAUCAUACUCCAUCAGAAGAUUCUUCUUCUGUAAAUGGAUUUAAACCAUUAAAGAGUUUUGCUUAUACUUUUUCGAUCGUUUUGUUUAUUUGUUCUACUGUUUUGGUUUUAGUCGGAGAUCACCAAAGAUCUGAAAUUCUUUAUUCAAUUUUACCACCAAUCAGUAAAAUCACUCCGUCCGUAGUAGUACCGUCAAGAGGUGUUUCUGAAGGUGUUUCAGAAAAAUCUAAUGCCAAUAAUUUGUUCGCUGCUUCAAACCCAUUUCCAUGGACUAAUAAUAUGCUGUCCUGGCAAAGAACAUCUUAUCAUUUCCAACCUCAACGAAAUUGGAUGAAUGAUCCUAAUGGUCCAUUGUAUUACAAAGGAUGGUAUCAUUUCUUCUAUCAGUACAAUCCGGAAGGCGCAGUAUGGGGCAACAUCGUUUGGGGUCAUGCAGUAUCAAAAGAUCUAAUUCACUGGCAAUACCUACCUAUAGCCAUGGUACCUGAUAAAUGGUAUGACAGCAACGGUGUUUGGACUGGCUCAGCAACAAUUUUACCGGACGGCUCACUCGUAAUGCUCUACACUGGAUCCACAAACGAAUCCGUGCAAGUUCAAAACGUAGCAUACCCAGCUGAUCCAAAUGAUCCUCUCCUUGUUGAAUGGGUUAAAUAUGAAAACAAUCCGGUUUUGUUACCACCACCUGGAAUCGGUUCCAAAGAUUUCCGUGAUCCAACCACUGCUUGGAGGACACCAAAUGGAAAUUGGAAGAUAACAAUCGGGUCGAGAUUGAACACAACAUUAGGCAUGGCGGUUGUUUACGAAACACCCGAUUUUAUCAACUACAAAUUGAAAGAAGGAUUAUUGCAUGCAGUUCCCGGUACUGGUAUGUGGGAAUGUGUUGAUCUGUACCCAGUUUCUACUGUCGAUGAAAAUGGACUCGAUACAUCUGUUAACGGACCUCAUGUCAAACAUGUUUUGAAAGCUAGUCUUGACGAUGAUAAAAAGGAUUAUUAUGCACUUGGGGUUUAUGAUGAGGCUAAGGAUGUUUGGACCCCAGAUAACCCUGAAAUAGAUGUUGGGAUUGGACUGAAGUAUGAUUAUGGUCAUUUCUAUGCGUCAAAGACAUUCUACGAUCAGCAUAAAGAAAGAAGGAUUUUGUGGGGUUGGAUUGGUGAGACCGACAGCGAACGAGCUGACGUAGAGAAAGGAUGGUCCUCUGUGCAGGCUGUUCCAAGAGAAGUGACAUUUGAUAAGAAAACCAAGACCAAUUUGAUUCAAUGGCCUGUGGAGGAAGUUGAGGAUUUGAGAUUAUCCAGUAAGAAAUUCGAGGAUGUUAAGGUUGAAACUGGAUCCGUCCUUCACCUUGAUGUUGAUACAGCUACACAGGUAGAUAUAACCGCAGAAUUUGAAAUUGAUGAGAAGGCUUUGGAGGGAGUAAUGGAAGCAGACGUGGGUUACAAUUGUACAACUAGUGGAGGUGCUGCAGGAAGAGGUGCAUUGGGACCAUUCGGAUUGUUGGUGCUUGCAGACGGCAGUCGAACAGAGCAAACAGCCAUCUAUUUUUACAUUGCAAAGGGUGUAGAUGGAAAUCUCAACACUUUCUUCUGCACUGAUCAAUCUAGAUCUUCUAAGGCAAGUGAUGUCAAUAAACAGAUUUAUGGUAGCACAGUUCCUGUACUAAAAGGCGAAAAACUUUCAAUGAGGCUAUUGGUGGAUCAUUCAAUAGUUGAAGCUUUUGCUCAAGGAGGAAGGACUUGUAUAACAUCUCGAGUCUAUCCAACAGAAGCGAUAUAUGGAGCAUCAAGAGUUUUCCUAUUCAACAAUGCAACUGGGGUGAGUGUCACUGCCAAAAAGGUCAAGAUAUGGGAAAUGAAUUCUGCUUUUCUUCAUCCUUACCAUUUCUCAGCAGCAUCAGUAUCACAUGUAACUAGUCUAUAUGUUCUUGCUAUGAUAUUAUUUUCCGGUCUCAUCAAUAUGUUCAUCUUUUAGGUCUUAAAAAGUUAGUCUUCAAUUCAUCAAAAUUAGCUAUUCAUUUGAUCAAUUUUCUUCUUCUCAUUCAUUGUUGUAAUUCUUAAUGGGCUGUGCAAUAUUCCAAUUGUAACGUGAUCCUGUUUCAAAUAUAAUGAAAAUCCAAUUUUUUAGUGCCUUGGAAUAA
Papaver somniferum (opium poppy) is the source of this 2483-nucleotide messenger RNA. RefSeq names its product acid beta-fructofuranosidase-like. NCBI's taxonomy places the organism in Eukaryota, Viridiplantae, Streptophyta, Magnoliopsida, Ranunculales, Papaveraceae. The transcript has 7 exons. Gene Ontology annotation, molecular function: beta-fructofuranosidase activity. Gene Ontology annotation, biological process: carbohydrate metabolic process. The record is from RefSeq and is a predicted model, not a curated record. The coding region runs from base 275 to 2317 and encodes 680 amino acids.